Molecule: messenger RNA, 5156 nt
Organism: Coregonus clupeaformis (lake whitefish)
Lineage: Eukaryota; Metazoa; Chordata; Actinopteri; Salmoniformes; Salmonidae
Product: protein WWC2
Exons: 24
Coding region: 153-3794 (1213 amino acids)
Biological process (GO): negative regulation of organ growth; cell migration; regulation of hippo signaling
Cellular component (GO): cytoplasm
Molecular function (GO): molecular adaptor activity; kinase binding
Source: RefSeq, a predicted model, not a curated record
GAGUCAAGUCUGUCUGUCCAGGCCUAUGUGUUCAGCUAGGAACCCAAGAUGGAGGACAGGGGAAGGCAAAACAUGGAUCUUUACUGAGUUUUUCGUCGAUUUUUAGUAUUCCACUGGAGUUUUUACCGUACUUAUGGCGGAACUUUUAGAAGAUGAACAUGCCUAGAAAGGGGAAUGGCCAGCUGCCGCUACCCGACGGCUGGGAAGAAGCGAGGGACUUUGACGGCAAAGUGUUUUAUAUCGACCACAACACUAAACAAACAAGUUGGAUAGACCCGAGGGACAGGUUGACGAAGCCCCUGUCGUUUGCGGACUGUGUGGGAGACGAGUUACCGUGGGGAUGGGAGGCCUCAUACGACCCUCAGAUUGGCAUCUACUACAUCGACCACAUCAACAAGAGUACCCAGCUAGAGGACCCCCGGGCGGAGUGGAGGAAGGAGCAGGAGAGGAUGUUGAAGGAGUACCUGACAGUGGCCCAGGAUGCCCUGGUCACCCAGAAAGAACUGUACCAGGUCAAAGAGCAGCGGCUGGCCUUGGCCCUGGACCAGUACACACGCCUCAACGACGCAUACAAGGACAAGUCCAGCUCACGCACCAGCCUGUUUUCAGGGUCUUCGUCCAGCACUAAAUAUGACCCUGACAUCCUCAAGGCUGAGAUCUCCACCACCAAAGUCAGGGUGAAUAAGCUGAAGAGAGAGCUCUCCCAGAUGAAACAGGAGCUCAUCUACAAAGAACAAGGCUUUGAAACCUUGCAGCAGAUCGACCAAAAACUGUGUGGCGAGCAGAGUGGCUACCGUCUGAAGGAGGCCAAGGCCAUCGUGACGGAGCUCAAGUCUCUCCGCAAGGCCAUCAGCUCUGGAGAAAAGGAAAAACAGGACCUCAUGCAGUCUCUGGUUAAGUUAAAGGAGAGGUUCCACUCGGAACACAACAUGGGCCGUUCUGAACCGGACCUACGGAACCCAGUGGGCUCCAGACAGACGCUAGAAGCCGGCUCCCAGACAGACGUCUCUGGAGAGGCGGGUUUGAGGAGCAGGUCAUCCUUGGCUGAGAAGGUCAGACUUAGUCUCCAAUAUGAAGAGGCCAAAAGAAGUAUGGCCAACGUGCAGGUGGAGCUGGCCAAGCUGGAGAGCGAGGCGUGGCCGGGGGCGGUGGACGUGGAGCGGGAACGUCUCCUCCUCGUCUCGGAGAAGGAGGAGCUCCUCAAGGAGCUGCAGUUCGUAUCGCCACGACGACGCACCCCGCAGGAUCUCCAACGUCUGGAGGCCCAGAGGCUGCAGCUGGAGCAGGAGCUGCAGGCCGUCAGGAACACCCCUAGCCACGCCCUGGCCCAGAGGUUGAAGGUGCAGGAGAGGAGACGAGUCCUGGUUCAGAGACUGGAGGAAUCAACCAGACUGACCACACUGCUCCACUCUCAGCUCAAGAGUUUGUCGGCCAGUACGCUGUCCGUCUCAUCAGGCAGCAGCCUGGGUUCUCUGGCCUCAAGCCGUGGAUCCCUCAACGCAUCCUCCUCCCGCGGCUCCCUCAAUUCCCUCUCCUCCGGAGACCUCUACUACACCCCUACAGAACCCCCCUCCCCCCUAGACCUGGACUACCAGUGCAAACUGGACCUGCUCCUCCAGGAGCCCCUGACCCCGUCUGGGAUAACCUACAGGCGGGGAGACCCCCCAGGAACUAUCACCACCAUCCACGAACACGAGGUGGAAAACACACACCCACUUCACACUCACACCGUCGGAACCGGUACCACCGACCUGGUCCCAUUAGCGCCGCUGGUUGCGGUGUCCUCGAAGCCGGCCGAGCCCUCCAAGUCGGUGACGUCGCUUUCCUCCAGGUCGUCGCUGUCUUCUCUCUCGCCGCCGGGCUCGCCGCUGGUGCUGGAGGGGGUCGGUGCGUUCCCGCCGGUGGGCCCACAGGACUUUGGGGACGGGGAUGUCGGUCUGGUGGUGUCGGACUUUGGCGGUCUCAGCCUGGGAUUCUACGACGGCCAGGGGAUGGGGAUGUUUGAGCCGGAGACGGGGGAGAGGGACAGAGGAGGGGAGGGGGGGAGGGAAGGGAGAGGGUCACUGGCUACCCUCAGAGAGAGUAUUACAGACGUGGACCUCCAGAGGCCGGGGGAGGACAAGCCAGCCUGUGUGUCUGCAGCCGUGUCAGACGAGUCUGUGGCCGGGGACAGUGGGGUGUACGAGGCCUCUAAUAUCAAACGGUCGAUGGAGGCUGAUGAACCAGCGGUGUACCUGGAGGAUGAGCCUGCCCUUCCUGAGUCUGCCCAGGUCCAGAUAGGGCUGAAAUAUGAUGCUGCCAACUCCAGUUUUGUCAUGGUGAUCAUGCAGCUGCAAAACCCUGCUGCCCUGUCAGUCCCCUCCACUACCAGAGUAUACAUCCGGGUGGCGCUCCUCCCGUCUUCCAGUGACAUCAGCAGUCUGUUCAGGACCCGUGUGGUGCCCGUGGCGCUGCCUGACAGCGUGACGUUCAACGAGGUGUUCAGGGCGGCCGCGCCGCACAGCGUCCUCCGGCACAAGACGCUCCGCAUCGACGCCUGCACCGUGGGCCCCGGACGCACCGAGGACUGCCUGGCUGGAGCCCAUGUGAGUCUGGCAGAGCUGCCAGUGAGUGGGGAUAUGACCAGUGUGUGGUACAACCUGUUGACCAGUGAGAGGACCAGAGAGACAGAGGAGGCCAGCCAGGAGAGACCCGGCCCUGGGCCAGAGCAGCACACUGCAGGACCCGUAGACAUGGACGCGGUGUCGGCCCUGCUGCAGAGGACCUCCAGUGAGUUAGAGGCAGUGGAACAGGAGCUGGCCUUGGAGGAGAAGGAGAGAGUGAGCCAGAUGGACAUGGACGGACACCAAUGGUUAAGCAUGCUGGGAGAGGACAGCGCUCAACUGGUCCUCGGACUGGAGGAGGAGGAAGAGGAGGAGGAAGAGGAGAGGAAAGAUUCUGUCAAGGCAGAGAAGAGGUUUGCUGGAUCUGGGCAGGCGUAUGGAGGAGAAGAGCGGGAGGAGUGUCGAGAAGAGCCAGCCAGAGAGGAAGAGGAGGAGAGGAGAUGUAAAGAGAGACUCCCUCAGGCAAAUGAAGGACCAACGCUGGUGGAUGCAGAGACGAACACAGAGAUGUGUGGUGUGGCGGUGAGGCCUAAAGACAGACCCAGUCUGGGACCAGGACCACGCAGCGCUCAGAGAGGCUUCGUACGGAACAGUAUGAUCAUGAGAUCUCAAACCUUCUCCCCCGGGGAGCGCAACCAGUACAUCUGCAGGUUGAACCGGAGUGAUAGCGACAGCUCCACAUUAUCCAAAAAGUGCCCUUUUGUCCGGAACACCUCGGAGAGACGCAGCCUAAGGGUUAAGAGGACCUUGUGCCAGCCGGUGGUGGUGCGGAGGCGUGGCGGAGCCGGAGAGACCAACAGCCGGACCUCCCUGGACUUGGAGCUGGCCCUCCAGGCGUCGCGGACCCGUCAGAGCCGUCUGAACGACGAGCUCCAGGCCCUGAGGGACCUGAAGGCCCACCUGGAGGCCCUGAAGGCCCGGGGAGAGACGGAGCUGCCUGGAUCCGUGCUGCACGACCAGAGGUUUCACAGACUGCUGGAGCAGGCCGAGAGACAGGCGGAGCAGUCUAAGGAGCAGCAGCGUCAGGAGCAGCGGGCUGAGAAGCUGAUGAGGAGGGCCUCCAAAGACGUGUGUCGGCUAAGAGAGCAGAGCCAGAAGGUCCCCCUGCAGGUCCAGUCUUUCAGGGAGAAGAUGGCCUACUUCACACGAGCUAAGAUCAAUAUACCAUCCCUACCGGCUGAUGAUGUAUGAAUACAUAGUGAAACAAUGAAGUAUUUUAAUAGUGUAGUUACUUUGAAUGAAAACAAUCUAAUAGUUUGUACACUAUAGUUUAUGCAUUUGUAUAAUAAGUUGUAAUUGAAUACUAUCUUGUAAAAAAAAAAGAACCAAAAUAAUGGCUUUCUUAUAUCAGGAGAAACCCAAAAUAGAGUUGUUUUGGUACUUGUAUUCUGCUCGUGAUUUUUCUGUACAGUUUUAUAAUGUGUGUUGGAGAGUGGUGUGUGUGGGGGGGAGGAGAGUGUGUGUGUGUGUGUGUGUGAGAAUGUGUGUGUUUGUCACCCUCUGGUGUCCUGUGGUGGAACUGCACCACAGGGCAGGGUGCGGGGUAGAUUGAGAGUCUCAGUCCCAAAUCAACCCCUAUCCCCUACACUCUUAUGGAGAUCUAACAGGAUUGGACAGGUGUAAGUCAUAUGGUAAUAACGCCACUUUGCCUUCUGCUAGUAUUUCUUACAUCCAUCCAAUCUUCUCUGAUCUCCACAGGUGUAUCGUGGGUAGGGGCUAGGGGUUGAUUUGGUAUUGGGCAUCAGUGUUAGCUAAGUGUGUGUGAGAGAGAGAAGGUGACCUACUACAGUAUAUCAUAUAUAAUGUCUUCUGUCCAAAGCUGGUGCUCUGCAAUUUUUUUCUCUCUCAUUCAGAACAAAACAAACAUAAACCUUGUGAAUGUAAUGUAACCGCUUUUCCACCUCUAUCUGUCUCUGAGAUACUGCACUGAUACUGUUCUGUGGCUUUAGGAUUUUUCACACCGACCCGCCGCAACGCUAAUUAUUACUGCGUUCACUGGGCACUAGUCUCAAUUUUACAGUUAAAUGUUUUGUCAGUUAAUAGCCUGGUCCAGGAUAUGUUUUUUCUGUCUUGCCAACUCCUGUGGUUUUUGUCAUUGAUGGAAAGACAGCACAAACUGACCUGGGACCAGGCUAUUUUGUAAAUCACUUCAUUUGUAAGAUUGGUUUUCCUUUCCCACCUGUUUGGAUGAACAAAAAAACCUCUGUAACUGUGUUAAUGCCUUUGUUAAAAUGCCUUUUGUUACAAAUAGGUUCUCUGGACUAGAACAAAGACAAUAUAGGAAACAUACUGGACCCGAAUCAUGUAAUUUCCAGCCUUCCAGUGUUUUUAAGUGUCUGGAAUAGCACCUUAUUCUCUAUGUAGUCCACUACUUUUGACCAGAGCCUUAUGGGCCGUGGUCAAAAGCACAGAGCCCUAUGGGCCGUGGUCAAAAGCACAGAGCCCUAUGGGCCGUGGUCAAAAGCACAGAGCCCUAUAGGUCCUGGUCAAAAGCACAGAGCCCUAUAGGUCCUGGUCAAAAGCACAGAGCCCUAUAGGUCCUGGUCAAAAGCA